AGCGGUCAGCUGGCGGGGUUCCUUGGACUCCGAAGUCGAGAACCAGUCCAUACCCCUGGGAGGUGCUGGGAAUGUCUGUGGAGGCUCCUGGGGAGGCCAGCCCCCUGGCGCCUGGCCUGGGGCCUUCCUGGUGGCCGGUCUGGGGCCAGGAGGAGCUGAGCGCUGGCCGGAGGGGCCGUUCCUGGCGAUCCGUGCCCACCUGGUCUGUGUUGGGGUUCCGCUCUCUCGGGUCGGGAGGGCUGCGAGUUGCUCUGAGCGGACCCCUGGCUUCCCUGUUCCGUGUAAGCGCUGUGGAAGCUGCGGGCGGCCCCCCGGGCCCGUCUCUGGGAACGAGCACCCCCAGCAUGCGGCCUUGACCUCUGGGAAGGCAGGCCUCUGCUCUCUGAGACUCCGCUGGCCUGUUUGUAAGGCGGGGGUGGGGUUUUCCGGACCUCUCCUCAGGUAGGCGAAGGGAGGCUGUUUCUAGAGGCAUCCGCGGGUGGGGCCCCAAACCCCAAUUUUUUUUUUUUUUUUUUUAGAUUUUAUUUACGUGAGAGAGAGCGAGCGGGGUGGUGGCGGUGGUCGUGGCGGUGGUCGUGGCGGUGGGGGGAGGGGAAGGGCGGAGGGACAUGCGGCCUCCCUGUUGCGUGCCGGGCCUGCCUCCACCGGGCUCCCUCCCAGGACCCUGAGAUACUGACCUGAGCGCCAGUCACGGGCGCCUCCCCCAACCCGAGUGUCAGAGUCGGUCCAGCUCCCAAGCUGUUGGAUGUGGCAGAGGAGUUUUGGGGUCUCCACCCCCCUGCUGUCUGCGCCCCACACUGUGCUUUGGACCCCGUGUCCAGACUCCUUGCCGUCCUUCUUUGGGAGAGCUGCCCUGAACGGGACCUCCUGUAAGGGGAGGGGACGCGGCUGUAUGGUCGUUGUCUCUCUAUUCCCUGGACAGAGUCAGACCCUGGGCUUUCCAGCCCGGGUCUCAGGUGCUCAGGGAGGUGCGGGGCCUGGCGCCCCCUGGUGGUCCCAGCAGUCACCCCCACCCAGGUGGCUUGGGGAAGCAGGCAGGACCUCCCAGACCCGUGGAAGCCCUGUGGCCACUCCUCCGGGAGCUGGAGGGGUCACGCCCCCUGUGGUGGGUGCACAGGGUCUCGUGGGACCUGGAUGUCACCUUUUCAGGAGGACGUCUGUGGCCCGGGAACCCUAACAUGCUGUUUUCCCUGUCAUGUGUCUCACGUUUUAACAUAGCGUGUUGACUGACUUACAGGUUAUUUUUUUUUUUUUUAAGAUUUUAUUCAUUCACUUGAGAGAGAGCGAGCGUGCGCAAGUGUGGGGCAGAGCAGAGGGAGAGGGAGAAGCGGGCUCUGUGCUCGGCACACGACCCUGAAGUCACUACCCCAGCAGGAAGCCAGAGUCGGAGGACGCCUAACCGACUGAGGCACCCAGACGCCCUGUGCUUACUUAGGGGUUUUGUUUGGACGGUGUGCGCCAGGAAGGCUGGGAUUUUGUCCCUUCUUGUUUCCUUGUCUCUCCAUCUGUGUGUCCCUAAGCUCCCGGGAGUGGCUCUUAAUGGACGCUCAAAUAUUUGUCACGAAUGUCUUUCGUCAGUGAAUGGAUUCGUGUUGUCUGAGGACCUCGUUCAUGCCCUGCGAUGUCUCUUGGGGCGUGGAGUUCAGAGAAGGGCUCCAGGACCAUCCCCGGGUGCAGCAAACCCUGGGAGGUCUGUGGGCACCGUUCCUGAAUGCCCCCUGCCCCCCUAGGCCCGCCGUGCCCCUCCAGCGCCAUGAGCGAGGCCCGCAGGGACAGCACCAGCAGCCUGCAGCGCAAGAAGCCACCCUGGCUGAGGCUGGACAUCCCGGCGGUGGUGCCCCCAGCGGCGGAGGAGCCUGGCUUCUUCCAGGUAGGCCCCGGCCGGCAGGGGCUGGGGGGGUGCCCUGUCCAGCCUCCUCACCGCGACCCCGCCACCCAGCCCCUGAGACGCCAGGCUUUCCUGCGGAGUGUGAGUAUGCCCGCCGAGACCGCCCGUGUCCCCUCGCCCCACCGUGAGCCCCGGCGGCCCGUCCUGCAGCGCCAGACGUCCAUCACACAGACCAUCCGCAGGGGCACCGCGGACUGGUUCGGGGUGAGCAAGGACAGCGACAGCACCCAGAAGUGGCAGCGGAAGAGCAUCCGUCACUGCAGCCAGCGCUAUGGAAAGCUGAAGCCCCAGGUCAUGCGGGAGCUCGACCUGCCCAGCCAGGACAACGUGUCUCUGACCAGCACGGAGACGCCCCCUCCGCUGUAUGUGGGCCCGUGUCAGCUGGGCAUGCAGAAGAUCAUAGACCCCCUGGCCCGGGGCCGGGCCUUCCGCGUGGCGGAUGACAUGGCCGACGGCCUGAGUACCCCGCACACACCUGUCACGCCGGGUGCCGCUUCCCUCUGCUCCUUCUCCAGCUCCCGCUCGGGCUUAGGCCGGCUCCCGCGGCGACGCAAGCGCGAAUCAGUGGCCAAGAUGAGCUUCCGGGCAGCCGCGGCCCUGGUGAAGGGCCGCUCUCUUAGGGACGGCACGUUACGCCGGGUGCAGCGCCGAAGCUUUACUCCUGCCAGUUUCCUGGAGGAGGACACGGCGGACUUCCCUGACGAGCUGGACACAUCCUUCUUUGCCCGGGAAGGAGUCCUCCAUGAGGAGCUGUCCACGUACCCGGACGAGGUGUUCGAAUCCCCUUCGGAGGCUGCACUCAAGGACUGGGAGAAGGCCACGGAGCAGGCUGACCUCACGGGAGGGGCCCUGGACCGCACUGAGCUCGAGCGCAGUCACCUAAUGCUGCCCCUGGAACGAGGCUGGCGGAAGCAGAAGGAGGGGGGUGCAGCGGCCCCGCAGCCGAAGGUGCGGCUGCGGCAGGAGGUGGUGAGUGCAGCGGGCCAGCGGCGGGGCCAGCGUAUCGCCAUGCCGGUGCGCAAGUUCUUUGCCCGGGAGAAGCGGCCGUAUGGGCUGGGCAUGGUGGGCCGGCUCACCAACCGCACCUACCGCAAGCGGAUCGACAGCUACGUCAAGCGGCAGAUCGAGGACAUGGACGACCACAGGCCAUUCUUCACGUACUGGCUCACCUUCGUGCAUUCGCUCGUCACCAUCCUGGCCGUGUGCAUCUACGGCAUUGCGCCUGUGGGCUUCUCGCAGCACGAGACCGUGGACUCGGUGCUGCGGAACCGCGGGGUCUAUGAGAACGUCAAGUACGUGCAGCAGGAGAACUUCUGGAUCGGGCCCAGCUCGGAGGCGCUCAUUCACCUGGGCGCCAAGUUCUCGCCCUGCAUGCGCCAGGACCCGCAGGUGCACAGUUUCAUCCGCGCGGCGCGGGAGCGGGAGAAGCACUCGGCCUGCUGCGUGCGCAACGACCGGUCGGGCUGCGUGCAGACGUCGGAGGAGGAGUGCUCGUCCACGCUGGCAGUGUGGGUGAAGUGGCCCUUCCACCCCAGUGCCCCAGACCUUGCUGGCCACAAGAGGCAGUUUGGCUCUGUCUGCCACCAGGACCCCAGAGUGUGUGAUGAGCCUUCCUCGGAGGACCCCCACGAGUGGCCGGAUGACAUCACCAAGUGGCCGAUCUGCACCAAAAACAGUGCCGGGAACCACACCAACCACCCGCACAUGGACUGUGUCCUCACGGGCCGGCCGUGCUGCAUUGGAACCAAGGGCAGGUGUGAGAUCACGUCCCGGGAGUACUGUGACUUCAUGAGGGGCUACUUCCAUGAGGAGGCCACGCUGUGCUCACAGGUGCACUGCAUGGAUGACGUGUGUGGGCUCCUGCCCUUCCUCAACCCCGAGGUGCCUGACCAGUUCUACCGCCUGUGGCUCUCCCUCUUCUUGCACGCUGGGCAAGUGAUACCAUAUGGGCUGAGCUGUGCCAGGAUCCUGCACUGCCUGGUGUCCGUCUGCUUCCAGAUGACUGUCCUGCGGGACCUAGAGAAGCUGGCCGGCUGGCAUCGCAUAGCCAUCAUCUACCUGCUGAGUGGGGUCACUGGUAACCUGGCCAGCGCCAUCUUCCUGCCAUACCGGGCAGAGGUGGGCCCGGCCGGCUCCCAGUUCGGCAUCCUGGCCUGCCUCUUUGUGGAGCUCUUCCAGAGCUGGCAGGUCCUGGCGCGGCCCUGGCGCGCCUUCUUCAAGCUGUCGGCGGUGGUCCUCUUCCUGUUCACCUUCGGGCUGCUGCCCUGGAUUGACAACUUCGCACACAUCUCGGGCUUCAUCAGCGGCCUCUUCCUGUCCUUCGCCUUCCUGCCCUACAUUAGCUUCGGCAAGUUCGACCUGUACCGCAAGCGCUGUCAGAUCGUCGUCUUCCAGGCAGUCUUCCUGGGCCUCCUGGCCGGCUUGGUGGUGCUCUUCUACUUCUACCCCGUGCGCUGUGAGUGGUGCGAGUUCCUCACCUGCAUCCCCUUCACCGACAAGUUCUGCGAGAAGUACGAGCUGGACGCGCAGCUCCACUGAGGGGCCGCCCCGGGCCUCCCGGGCCCGACCUUGGCCUGCGCGCCCCGCGUGCGGCCGGCCGGUGCCCUGCACUGACCUCUUGUGCCUUGCUCACUGCGGUGGACUUCUCGUCCUCCAGGGCGUUUACUACACUAGUUACCACGAUUACCUUCUAACGAGUUUUUUGACGACCACCUCGUGUGGCCAAUAAAUGCACCGGGAGCGUUUUAGCUGCCACUAACUUA
This is a messenger RNA of Neogale vison (American mink), 4650 nucleotides long. RefSeq names its product rhomboid 5 homolog 1 (gene RHBDF1). The coding region runs from base 1712 to 4426 and encodes 904 amino acids. Gene Ontology annotation, cellular component: endoplasmic reticulum membrane. Gene Ontology annotation, molecular function: serine-type endopeptidase activity. The transcript has 16 exons. Gene Ontology annotation, biological process: regulation of protein secretion; regulation of epidermal growth factor receptor signaling pathway. NCBI's taxonomy places the organism in Eukaryota, Metazoa, Chordata, Mammalia, Carnivora, Mustelidae. The record is from RefSeq and is a predicted model, not a curated record.